Molecule: messenger RNA, 375 nt
Organism: Vicia faba (fava bean)
Lineage: Eukaryota; Viridiplantae; Streptophyta; Magnoliopsida; Fabales; Fabaceae
Source: the annotation of a GenBank genome assembly
AUGGCUUCCACAAAAUUGGAAGCUUCAAAUCAACAAACGAUAACAAGCAUGAUGGAAUUGAUUGAAAAUAGAGGGCGGCUUCGCAUUAGUGCUGGCGGAAAUUGCAUGUUUAACAUGUGUAUGCUUCCAAUUUGGCAGAUUGAAGCAUGGGUGACGGUGUCAAUCGAUUUCAAGCUUCUUCAGUUGUUGUUGCAUAUGGAUAUUGAGUAUGAUGGCGAUGGUUGGGGUUUUAAACUAAAGGUUGGAGGAUAUUGGAGAUUUGAAGGUUUUAUUAUUGAUGGUUUAAUGGCAUUGAAAGAGAGUCUUGUGGUUUCUUUUGCUUAUUUUUGUGAAAUUGUUGAUAGGUUUUGGAGGGGAGUGGACAGGUUUUCAUAA